AUGGCUCUGCUGCUGGACAGCUCCCAUAGCGUGGCAGCCUACCACUGCCUGAUCGGCCGCAGGUUCAGGAGGAGGAGGAAGAAACGCUCAGAGCGCAAAGGUCGAACAGGGGCCCGGCCUCCUCGGAACCAACAGAGGCUGCUCACCAUAGAGGGGGAAGGAGCAGGAAGCAUGAGAACACACAUCACUUGUUCAGUUUCAAAGAGAGAUAAAGGAAUCUCUAAAUUUUACAUUUACAAGAUCCUGCAACGAAGGCAUUGUAAGUUACUCUUUCUGGGCACCGCAGGUUCAUGCAGCACAGAUGUUAAGGAAAAUCGGAACUUCGACAACCUCUUCUCCAAAGAGGGUGUUGCAGCUGAGGCUGCUCAACUCCCCAAUGGGAGUGCUGGGGGUGGGAGGAAGCGUCCCUUAGAGGAGGGCAAUAAUGGGCAUACACAUCCAAAGUACAGACCCAAGAAGCGUAAGAAGGCCCCUGGGCCCAUUCUGCCAAAGAAUGCCCUCAUGCAGCUGAAUGAGAUCAAGCCAGGGCUGCAGUACAAACUGCUCUCCCAGACGGGGCCAGUCCAUGCCCCUGCCUUUGUGAUGACUGUGGAGGUCAAUGGGCAGCUUUUUGAGGGUUCGGGUCCAACGAAGAAGAAGGCCAAGCUGAAUGCAGCAGAGAAGGCCCUGCGCUCCUUUGUUCAGUUCCCUAACGCUUCUGAAGCCCACAUGGCCAUGGGUCGGACUCUGUCUGUUCACACGGACUUCACCUCAGACCAGGCUGACUUUCCGGACAUGCUCUUUAACGCAUUUGAGACAUCCACCCCUCUAGAUGAGUCCUUUUACCUUGCUUCCAACAGUAACGGUUGUUUCAGCUCAUUGGGAAUAGAGUACCCAUUGCUACCCUCCCCUAUACCAAACCUGGUCCAGGCUCCAUUACUUCCCGCCCCUUCCACCUUCAUCUCACCUACAAACGGCAAGAAUCCUGUGAUGAUCCUGAAUGAGUUGCGGCCCGGCCUCAAGUAUGAUUUUGUGUCGGAGAGCGGGGAAAGCCACGCUAAGAACUUUGUCAUGUCAGUGACAGUAGAUGCUCAGAACUUCCAGGGUUCCGGGCGGAACAAGAAGCUAGCCAAGGCCCGGGCUGCCCAAGCUGCUCUGUCCGCUCUGUUUAACAUGCAGCUGGACCAGGCUCCAUCACGGCAACCUAUACCCAGAGAGGGACUGCAGCUCCACUUGCCACAGAUCCUGGCAGACGCCGUCUCUCGUCUAGUUGUUGACAAGUUCAGCGAACUGACGGACAGCUUUGCAUCUCCGCACGCCCGACGGAAAGUCUUGGCAGGUGUCGUCAUGACAACAGGUAAAGACGUGAAGGAAGCUCAGGUCAUCUGUGUGUCCACUGGAACCAAGUGUAUUAAUGGUGAAUAUAUGAGCGACAGAGGUUUGGCCCUCAACGACUGCCAUGCUGAGAUUGUGGCUCGAAGGUCGCUCAUCAGGUACCUGUACUCCCAGCUGGAGCAUUUCCUCAGUAACAAUGAAGAUGAGCACCAGAGAUCCAUCUUCUCCAGGUGUGACAACAGACAAGGGUUCAGAUUGAAGAAGAAUGUCCAGUUCCACCUGUACAUCAGCACCUCCCCCUGUGGAGAUGCCCGCAUCUUCUCUCCUCAUGAAGCUGGAGUGGAGGAUCAGGGAGACAGACACCCGAACAGAAAGGCUCGCGGGCAGCUGCGCACUAAAAUUGAAUCUGGUGAAGGAACCAUCCCAGUCCGCUCCAGUAACACCAUUCAGACGUGGGACGGGGUCCUUCAGGGAGAGAGGCUGCUCACCAUGUCCUGCAGUGACAAGAUAGCCAGGUGGAACGUGGUUGGUUUCCAAGGUUCCCUCAUGAGCUACUUCACUGAGCCCAUCUACUUCUCCAGCAUCAUCCUGGGCAGCUUGUACCACGCUGACCACCUCUCCAGAGCCAUGUACCAGAGGAUUACUGAGAUCGAGGACCUGCCACAGCCUUUCAGCUUGAACAGACCUCUGCUCAGUGGAAUAAGUAACGCUGAGGCUCGGCAGCCAGGAAAAGCGCCAAACUUCAGUGUGAACUGGACAGUGGGAGAUCAAGGACUGGAGGUGAUCAACGCCACCACAGGGAAAGAUGAUCUCAGUCGACCCUCCAGGCUCUGUAAACACGCCCUCUACAGCCGCUGGAUGCGUCUGCACUGCAAGCUCUCCUCCACCCUGCGGAUCAGAACAGUGAGGCCCAGCAGCUACCAUGAGGCCAAGCAGGCGGCAGUGGAGUACCACUCCGCCAAGCAGACCCUCUUCAGAGCCUUCCGCAAAGCCGGACUGGGUGCCUGGGUAAAGAAACCGAUAGAGCAAGACCAGUUUGCCCUCACCAUCUGAGUUAUUGCAUGGCCUGGUGCAGACUUUCAGUUUCAGUGGUGGAGUCAUUUUCCUCUGGACUGUCAUGGGCUGGAGUGUGUGUUAAUUGGAAGAAAGGCACCAAAUCCAGAUGUCAGAAUCCAUGGAUUUAACAUUCCACCUUACCUUUUAUAGCCUCAUGCUACUCCCUCUCAGCCAGCACUACAAACUGUAUUUUAAAAAAAGAUACGUAUUCAGUCAGUUAUGCAACUUUAUACAAAUUGUUGUAUAUUGAUGUAUGUAUGAAUUUUGCAUGGAUGAUUAUACCAAAUUCAUAGGAAGUCUCCGGUAAAAGAUUUGUUAUCAUCUUCAGUAUUGUGAUCUCAAAUCAAAUCUUCAGUAUUGUGAUCUCCUGCAGUUUGUAAAACCAGGUUUGAUCUUGUCCGUUGCAGUUCUUUCACUGCAAAUUUGAGGUCACAAGGAUAAUAUAUAAUAAGCAACAACCACCACAGCUGAUUGUGAUGAGCUUCUCUUUAAGCAGUAACAUCUAUUCAAUGAUUAUUAAUUGAUUAAUAAUUAUGAUUAUUAUUAUCUAAAGUCACACCAUGGUGACCAUUGGAGGAACAGCAACUUAAAUCUCAAUAAUGCUGAUGCAGUUUCAUUUGUGGCUUGACUGCAACAGUGGGGUCAACAGGUUUCUCCAUUGGUCCUUGCUCUUUCAAAAUAGAUUGGCACAAUAAGUUUCUAUUAUGUCAUCAAUGGAUGUUUGCAAUAAGUGUUGCAGACUUUUUUUUUUUUUUUCAAAAAUAGCACCUAGCGACAGAGACUUUAGCUAUUCUCCAUAGAAGAGAGUCUCCAGUGUUUCCCCGAGGUCAGACUCCACAAACACACCUCUCUAUGAGUCUCAUUCAACUGACCUCCAGAGCAGCUGACAGACACACGAAUGAUCCUCUAGCUUUCUCUCUGACUGAUCAUUUUACAGGUAAAUAUAUCUGAAACCACAGGAAAGCCGUUGUCUUUAACUUAUAAAAUCAAGAUCUUAGCAGCAGCAGAGAUAGCUUGAAAUGACUGCAAGUUAACGUGGCUCAGUCUAGAUAUAUAUUAGGUUUUGUCCUAGUCUGGUUUAGAAAAAGGGUUCAGUUAUUUACUAAAACAUCAGCUCACUGUUGGAUCAAUCCACAUUUGGUGCUUUAGUGAGUAUUUGGUGCUGCCAGACCGUCUUCCCCCUCUCUUUAAUCCUUACUGUCUUGGGUCAUUUCUUCGCCAACCAGGUUUUGACACUUUCAGGAAUCCUGAUGCAGAUAUUUGUUACCACCAGGGUUUGACUAGCUGCCCAAGCUGAACCAAAGGAGGAAACUCUCCAGAGGUUGAAACCUAAAACAUGUUUCCCAAUAUGAGCCCUGUUGCACUUAUUCUAACCACUUUUAUGCAAUGAAACAAACAUUUCAGAGUCUGUGAAUGUGUCUAACUGCUGAAAACCCACAUACUGCUGGUGUUGGUAUUGGUGUCAAGUCAUUUUUUACCACAGUAAAAGCACACCAAAGAUGAUGUCAGUAUUUUUCAAACCUUUGAAAAUGUAUUUAUUUUUAUCUUAUUUUCUGAUGCUUUAAUCUGCUUCUACAAACCAUUCAUCUGUAUGUUGCUGAUGAUGUGUGUAACAUGGGUAGCGCUAUUGUCUUUAUAUGUCUUCACUGUGUGUCCCUGUGUUUCUAAUUUAAACCAUGAAAACUCUGAGCAUAUGCAAACAUUUUCCUGUCUCAGCAUAAGUUACCACAGGAUCUGCACCUCAAUAGAGUAGGUAUGAACGGGAUGAAAGGGGAACCACAACCCUCUACAUGUCAGCUCUCUGUCCAUAUGUUGAUGGUUGGUGAGCCUCUACAGUUCUAGUUCAUUUCAUGCACUUUGUUAUUGAGUUGUCCCAUAAAAUACAGCAGAACCACAGGGACUAAUGCAUGAGCUCUACAUGUAAAGCAUGACAAAUCGAAAUAUAAAAUAUGUAGAAACUGAGUCAAGUCACUGAGCUAGAGAUUUAAUAAAAUGCUACUGCAGUCA
Molecule: messenger RNA, 4377 nt
Organism: Toxotes jaculatrix (banded archerfish)
Lineage: Eukaryota; Metazoa; Chordata; Actinopteri; Toxotidae
Product: double-stranded RNA-specific editase 1-like
Exons: 10
Coding region: 1-2367 (788 amino acids)
Biological process (GO): adenosine to inosine editing; RNA processing
Cellular component (GO): cytoplasm; nucleolus
Molecular function (GO): double-stranded RNA adenosine deaminase activity; tRNA-specific adenosine deaminase activity; double-stranded RNA binding
Source: RefSeq, a predicted model, not a curated record